Seriola dumerili (greater amberjack) is the source of this 4848-nucleotide messenger RNA. It is a transcript of the gene gpd2, whose product is annotated as glycerol-3-phosphate dehydrogenase 2. Gene Ontology annotation, molecular function: calcium ion binding; glycerol-3-phosphate dehydrogenase (quinone) activity. Gene Ontology annotation, cellular component: glycerol-3-phosphate dehydrogenase (FAD) complex; mitochondrion. Gene Ontology annotation, biological process: glycerol-3-phosphate metabolic process. The coding region runs from base 89 to 2281 and encodes 730 amino acids. NCBI's taxonomy places the organism in Eukaryota, Metazoa, Chordata, Actinopteri, Carangiformes, Carangidae. The record is from RefSeq and is a predicted model, not a curated record. The transcript has 18 exons.
GGCUCAGAUAACAACCGAUGUCCUCAGUCGCCGCCCUGCAUCGCUCCGAGCGAGGUUUAUUCAGCCACAAAACAAGAAAUCCUGGCCAAUGGCGUUCAGGAAGGCUCUGAAGAAAACGGCGAUCAUAGGGGGCGGGGCGGUCGCCACGGUUUUUGGCCUCUCACACCUAAUAGAGUACAGGAAGACGCAGCAUGGAUUGGCUCAAUUAGCCCACGUGGCAGCAGAGGCAGAGCUGAAGGUUCCAUAUGCGGACGAGCUUCCGUCCCGGCAGGCCCAGCUCACGGCGCUGAAAACCACGGAGGAGUUUGACGUUCUGGUUGUUGGAGGAGGGGCCACGGGUGCAGGAUGUGCCUUAGACGCUGUCACACGCAACCUCAAGACUGCCCUCGUAGAGAGAAGCGACUUCUCUUCGGGGACAAGCAGCCGGAGCACCAAGCUAAUCCACGGUGGAGUCCGCUAUCUUCAGAAGGCCAUCAUGCAGCUGGACUACGAACAGUACAUGAUGGUGAAAGAGGCCCUCCACGAGCGAGCCAACCUCUUGGAAAUUGCGCCGCACUUAUCCGCGCCGCUACCCAUCAUGCUUCCUGUUUACAAAUGGUGGCAGCUGCCUUACUACUGGGCAGGGAUCAAGAUGUACGACCUGGUGGCUGGGAUUCAGUGCCUGAAAAGCAGCUACGUCCUCAGUAAGACCAAGGCCUUGGAGCUGUUCCCCAUGCUGAAGAAGGACAAGCUGGUGGGAGCGAUCGUCUACUACGACGGCCAGCACAAUGACGCGCGAAUGAACCUCGCCAUCGCCGUCACCGCCGCCCGCUACGGCGCCGCCAUCGCCAACUACACUGAGGUGGUGCACCUGCUGAAGACAAAAGACCCGCAGACGGGCAAGGAGAAGGUGUGUGGCGCCCGCUGCCGGGACGUCAUCACAGGACAGGAGUUUGACGUGAAGGCCAAGUGUGUGAUCAACGCCACCGGACCCUUCACAGACUCACUGAGGAAGAUGGACAACCAGGAAACCUCAAACAUCUGCCAACCCAGCGCCGGUGUUCACAUCGUUAUGCCAGGUUACUACAGUCCUGACAACAUGGGGCUGCUCGACCCGGCCACAAGCGACGGACGUGUCAUCUUCUUCCUGCCCUGGGAGAAGAUGACCAUCGCCGGCACGACAGACACCCCCACCAGCGUCACGGCUCACCCGAUCCCGGGGGAGGACGACAUCAACUUCAUCCUGAGGGAGGUUCGGAACUACCUCAGCGCUGACGUGGAAGUGCGCCGAGGAGACGUGUUGGCAGCGUGGAGCGGCAUCCGUCCCCUGGUGACCGACCCCAACUCCAAAGACACUCAGUCCAUCUGCAGGAACCACAUUGUCAGCACCAGUGAAAGUGGAAUGGUCACCAUCGCGGGUGGGAAGUGGACGACCUACAGAUCCAUGGCUGAGGAGACUCUGGACGCAGCAAUCAAAGCCCACGGCCUCUCUGCUGAGUCCUGCAAGACUGUUGGUCUGAUGCUGGAGGGGGCGAAGGGCUGGACGCCCACCCUCUACAUCCGCCUGGUGCAGGACUACGGCCUGGAGAUCGAGGUAGCACAGCACCUGGCCUCCACGUACGGUGCGAAGGCGUUUGACGUGGCAAAGAUGGCUCAGGUCACGGGGCAGAGAUGGCCAAUCGUAGGGAAAAGACUGGUGUCCGAGUUCCCGUACAUCGAGAGCGAGGUGCUGUAUGCGAUUAAGGAGUACGCCUGCACCGCCAUUGACGUCAUCGCCCGACGAACACGCCUGGGCUUCCUGAACGUGCAGGCCGCGGACGAAUCCCUCCCACGCAUCGUCCAGAUCAUGGGGAAAGAGCUGGACUGGAGUCAGGAGAAGAGGACGGCGGAGCUCGAAGCGGCGAGGAAGUUUUUGUACCAGGAGAUGGGCUACAGGUCUCGCUCUGAACAGCUGACUAAGACGUCCGAUAUCAACUUAGACUACCAGGAAGUAGUAAGAUACAAGAAACGUUUCCAUAAGUUCGAUAAAGAGAGCAAAGGAUUCAUCACCACUGUCGACGUCCAGCAAGUUUUGGACAGCAUCAAUGUCCACAUUGAUGAAAAUGCGCUCCAUGAAAUCCUUAAUGAGGUGGACCUCAACAAGAACGGACAAGUUGAAAUUGAUGAAUUCCUGCAGCUGAUGUGCGCCGUGAAGAAGGGACAAGUGUCGGACAGCCGCCUGGCCAUCCUAAUGAAAACAGCGGAGGAGACUCUGGAUAAGAGAGGGCCGGUGACGGUGGACCGGAGCGGGGGCGGAGUGUGAGCCGGAGACGAGGAGGACUUCAGGGACGCCAGGAAAAACAUGAGGCUGCUGCUUCUUUAAAUGUGGUAAUGACAAAAAAAAAAAGGGUCUCAUGCAAAUGGCGCUAUUUGAAUGACAAUGUUGCAAUCAAGCAUGCGGCGGGAUGAAUUUGGCCAAAUCAAGUGUAGACCAGUGACACUCCUGAGUGUUUUUAUGGUGAAAUUGUAUCUAAUGACUGAGAUUAGUUUGUCAUGAUGUCAGAUCUGUUUGUUUGCGCGUCAUGUCCUCGAGUGAUUGGGUCUGGACAUCCGGUGCCUCUUAUUUUACACAGCACACAAUAGAUCUGUUUUAUACUGUCUUCUAAACAAAUGUUUUAAUUAUGGCUCUCACACUUUUCAUUUUUUAACAUUAUCGACACUGAUUGUUGUAAAACACUGUCCUCAUGCAGCUUCUUCAGACGGCAGCUGAGCUUGUGGUCAUGCUUUGUUUUACAGGUUCAUCAUUUCCUAAUAAUUACCCAGAUUUGUCUUUUGGAAGGAACUUUGUAAUUUGGUGCCAAUUAUAGAGAAAAUAGAGACAGUGUUGACAUGACCUGGAGCGUCUUUUCAACCUCGUCUCCUGGAAAUAUUCAGCCAUCGUUUCUCCAAAUGCUGAAUGUUAAAUGUUUAAGGCAGAAGUAACUGGAAAUCAAGCGCUGAUGGCUUUUAUGAAUAUGCAUGUCAUCGGUUGUAGAUGUAAUUCAGACAUUAUUUUGUUAUUAGACCUACAGUGCAAAUGGUAAACAGCAUACGCAGCGUCGAAUAAAUAGGAAAGAGAAGAUGUGGAAACUGAAAACGUCAGGAUUUUGUCUCGUCAGACGGAGACGAUGAAAAGAGCACUUAAGGUUUUUAGCUGGUGAACUUCCUCUUAAGAAAUAAUGCACCUGUAAAAUAAAGCCUCACAGAACUUCAGUGUGUUGUGUCUGCUCUUAGCAUGUGAUAAGCUCCAGUCAGGUAAUAUUUAAUAGGUCUUAAAGCACUCUGAGAUGUUUCUGAAAUCCCUCUGCAUCUUCAUGUUGACUACUUCUUCCGUCGUUUGCACUACUAGCAAAACUACUAAUACUGAGGUUUACACAACAAGGUUUCCAGCUUUAGCAUUACUGUUGGAGGAUGUUGUUCUUUUACAUCACUGCUGUUGUUCUGUUCUUUCUAUAUAUAUAUUUUUAAGAAUUAUUUAUUCCUUUUUCUUGGUGUCGCUUCAGCCAUUUAUAAACAAAACUACAGAGAUUAUAGAUUUAAGUGAUUCAGAAAAAAAUGGAUUUUAAAAGGACUGAGUUAAUUUUAUUAGUGGAAUUGCACGCUACAUGUUAACCUUAUUCUCUCAAUAAUGUAAAGCACAAUCUUUAUUUUUACUACGUGUAUUUGAAGUGGAGUUUAUGAUUUUAUUUGAUCUGAGGAGCUGUAUUAACGCACAUCCAGUCUGUGUGAUGGCAGCAGACUGAUAUAUAAUCCUGCAUGCUGUUAGCUGAUGUUUUCAUUGUUUAUGUGUCAGAAAUAAGAUUUUUAAUCCAGCACCGACAUUUCAUAGCAUGUUUUUAUCUUCAGCGUUUGGUGGAUGGAAGGCGGAUGCACUGUGUGAAUGUAUGACAUGUGCCUUGAUGUGCCUAAGCUGUUCACAAACACUCCAUGUUCAACAAAUACAGGAAAUAAUGUUGAGAAUGUUAAGAUAUUUAUAUUGUUUAUAACGUUUAUUAUAGAAAGAAUAGUAUUGAAACUGCAUUGUAUGUUAAUAUAUGUAAGAACAGAGGCCUGUUGUGAAGGACGAGUUUUAAUUGGGUGUGUAACUUAAAAGGGGAACUCAUUUUGAAGGGCUGAGUAUUAAAAACGAAUGUAAUGUUGUUUUUAUUCUAUGAUCAGACUGUUGCAGUUUUAAAUCAACAGCAACAUUCAAAUCAGGAUCUGAUCAAACCUCACAGUCCUGAUGAAGCAGGUUAGGAUGAAGUUUGAUUUUAAUUGUUGCUAAUUUAGUCGUGAUUUAAUGUUACUGAGAAAAUGUUUUCAGAGGCUUUUAGAAGUUUGAAUGAGAAGAAAAAACAUUUUUUAUUGUCCUCGAAGUUUUACCCGACAAGGCGCCUCGUUGGCCAAUCGCAUAUGUUCAAGUGCCCGUUCCAGGAAUUUCUACUGCUGACUUUGCAAUCAUUGCAACUAAAGGUGAAACAAUUACAACAGUGAUAAUUCUCCAGAGUUGUUUCAUCUUGUCUGCAGCCAGGUUUCCAUCCAAAUUAAAACAAAUUUCCAGAAAAACAGUAAAAAAAUAAAAAUAAAAAAUGAAUGUGAGUUUCUAUCCAUUAGUGGUUAAUGGGUGCCAUUAAACCACAGCAGAAGUAGUAGUAGAAGUAGUGCAACAGGAUCAUGUCAUUAAAAGAGUGUUAGUCAAAGCUCUAACGAUUGAAAACAAAGUGGAAACAUGUUGGAAAUAUGACAUUUACCUCGCGUGGUUUUAACGCCAGACUUUUUCUGUCUAAGUAAAGUGUUAAAAAAGUGAUAAAAACAAAAACCCUUUAUGUGUUUGACAAAGUUUCUUUUGUACUUUAAGUUUAGAAAAGUGAU